Messenger RNA from Pygoscelis adeliae (Adelie penguin), 857 nucleotides. It is a transcript of the gene ALKAL1, whose product is annotated as family with sequence similarity 150, member A. The record is from RefSeq and is a predicted model, not a curated record. The transcript has 4 exons. The annotation marks the transcript as partial. Gene Ontology annotation, biological process: positive regulation of ERK1 and ERK2 cascade; positive regulation of ERK5 cascade. NCBI's taxonomy places the organism in Eukaryota, Metazoa, Chordata, Aves, Sphenisciformes, Spheniscidae. Gene Ontology annotation, molecular function: receptor signaling protein tyrosine kinase activator activity; receptor tyrosine kinase binding.
AAAUUUUUCCAAGAGAUUCCAGUCUAAAAGACAAGUUCAUAAAACAUUUUACAGGGCCAGUCACAUUUUCAUCAGAGUGUAGCAAGCACUUUCAUCGACUGUAUCACAACACAAGGGACUGCUCAACGCCAGCCUAUUAUAAAAGGUGUGCAAGGUUGCUAACAAGAUUAGCAAUGAGCCCUUUGUGUACACAGUCCUAGGAUGUUUGCUAUACUUUCUACUAAGAAGAGAAUUCUGAUUUGCCAAGAAAGUGCCUUGAAAUCUUCCAAGACAGAGAAGACAUCUUUUACCUUUUUGAUUUACGUUUUGUUACUAGAUGCAUUUUAUUUUCCUAUAUUUGUCAGACAUUCCAUAUUUGUGUGAAACAUUAUUUUAUUUUAAUUUGUAAAUUUGUUUCCUAUAGUUCAGACCAGCCAAUUAUUUAAAUGCAUUGUAUAUAAAGAAUACUAAUUAUAUACUGAUUAAAUGUUAUAACCAUAUGCAGGGAGUUGGUAAAAUUUUGCUGUUUCUCUUGUUCCAUUGUACUUACAUCAUUCUGCUCAGGCUCUUUCUUCCAUUAUUUGCACUAACUUGAAAUGCAGAAGUCUAUGUAACUGAAAUCUGAAUAAGCUGUAAGUGGAGAAGUUUUACUUGCCAUGGAAGAUAUUUUAUAUUAUGAAGCUUUGUUAAUAUAUACAUAUAUAUUAUUGCGCAUCAGAAAAAAAUUGCUCAGAAAUGCACCUUGCUUUCAGGAACAUUUGUAUGACUAUUCUGGAUUUUCAUCAGUUACAUUUGUACUGGCACUUAUGGAAAGAGUUGCAAAUAAUGUAAAUAUAAAGACUGGAAAACUGCAAUGCAGUUUUGGUGGAAUAAAGAAC